Molecule: messenger RNA, 3215 nt
Organism: Myotis myotis
Lineage: Eukaryota; Metazoa; Chordata; Mammalia; Chiroptera; Vespertilionidae
Product: prothymosin alpha-like
Exons: 1
Coding region: 1670-1930 (86 amino acids)
Biological process (GO): negative regulation of apoptotic process; positive regulation of transcription by RNA polymerase II
Cellular component (GO): nucleus
Molecular function (GO): histone binding
Source: RefSeq, a predicted model, not a curated record
UUGUGUAAAUGUACCACAGCUUUUUUACCCACUCAUCUACUGAUGGGCACUUGGGCUGUUUCCAGAUCUUAGCUAUUGUAAAUUGUGCUGCUGUGAACAUAGGGGUACAUAUAUUCUUUGUCAUGGCUCUUCUACCUUGGUGUUAUAACUUUCCUCCUUAAGAACUAAGAAGAGCAGAGAACCACAAAGCCAAAUUGAGAUGUUAAUCUCUGUUUAUGAUUUUAGGCUCACUCUUAAUAUAUGAAUUUGUUAAAUUAAAAUGUAAAGAUACCAAAAACCUAUAAUAUUUCAUUCAAAACUAGUAUUAAUAAGGAAACAUAAAACAUGUAGCAAAACACUGUGUACUUAAAAAAAUGUAUGUAUUGAUUCAAGAGAAAGAGGAGGGAUAAGGGGAAGAGAGAGAAACAUCAAUCACCUGCCUUCUGCACACCCCCUGCUAGGGAUCGAGCCUGCAACCCAGGCAUGUGUCCUGACUGAGAAUGGAACCAGUGACCUUUUUGGUGCAUGGGAUAACACCCCACCAACUGAGCUACACAGUUCAGGCCACUCUAUUUUUAUGCCUCUGUUUUAGUUAAGAGACUGAUUUAACUGCCAGUGUUACACAUAAAGUGUGAUAGUCAUAACAGUGAAGUAUGUACAUAAAAUAAUACGUUGACUAAUUCCCCUCAUUAAGACAGGGGUAAGCAUACUAAACAGCCCUUAAAAUUGUUGAGAUGGUCUUUGCAGAAUUAAUUAAAAAUCUAUUAUGUUUGCCUUUGGCCUUGCUUCCUAUCUUAGUCAUUUUCACUUUCUAUGAAUUCUAGGACCCCAAGUCAUGAUGCUUUUAUUGUUUGCAUACAAAAUGUAAGAUUUUUUUUUUUCAUGGGAAGUAUUGUUACUAUUUGGAGUUUAGUGAAUUCAGUUUAAAGUAUGGAUGGGCUUGUAGAUGAAACUGUUCUCAAACAAGUAGAAUUAGGCAGAGGUUAAGUAGCUGUUUUUUUGGAAGACUUAAGAUGGGGUUGUAAGUGACUUACACAUAUUAACUCAUUGAAUCCUCCUAGCAUUCUUAUGAGGUAGGUACACUUUUAUCGUUUUUACCGAGGAGGAAGCAGAAGCUCAAGGCAAUAAACAGUGGAAUCACUGUUUUGUUGUUUUAUAAAAUAUAUAUUUUAUUGAUUUCAGAGAGGAAGGGAGAGGGAGAGAGAUAUAGAAACAUCAAUGAUGAGGGAGAAUCAUAGAUUGGCUGCCUCCUGCACACCCACACUAGAGAUCGAGCCCACAGCCCAGACACCUGACCUGACCGGGAAUUGAACUGUGACCUCCUUGUUCAUAGGUCAGUGCUCAACCACUGAGCCAUGCAGGCCGGGCAAGAAUAACUGUUUUUAAUGUCCCUGUAUUGAAAGAGGAUAAUCAGCCCUGGCCUGCUCAGCUGGUCAGAGCAUCGUCCCAAUACCUCAAGGUUGGGGAUUCGAUCCCCAGUCAGGGCACAUACAAGAAUCAACCAAUGAAACUGGCUGCUCUGAAAAGCCAUCUUUGCAUUGUUCUGUGGCUGCCUCUCCGCUGGCUACAGCUACCUCCACCACGCGCCUCCUCUGCCACUUUGGACUCCAGCAACUUCUACGCCAGAGUCCUCCAACUCUCACUUUAAAAAAAAAAAAUUUGCUGCAUCGGAUCACUGGCUUGCCCCACCAUGUCAGACACGGCUGUGGACACCAGCUCCAAAAUCACCACCAGGGACUUAAAGAAGGGUGUUGUGAAGGCAGAAAAUGGAAGAGAUGCACCUGCGAAUGGAAAUGCUAAUGAAAAUGGAGAGCCCGAGGCUGACAAUGAGGUAGAAGAAGGAGGAGAGGAGAAAGAGGAAGGUGAUGGUGAGGAAGAGGAUGGAGAUGAAGAUAAGGAGGCUGAGGCAUCUACGGGCACACGGGCAGCUGAAGAUGAUGAGGAUGACUAGGCAGCAAAAAAGGAAAAGUUACACUUAAAAGAAAAAAGGACUCCGUGACCUAUUCUCCCUCCACUUCCCAUCUCAGAAUCUAAACAUGGUCACCUUCAAGUAGAGGCUCCUGCCUGCCCGCCCAACACGGGCAGCGCCACCUGCAGGUGACAUGCACUCCACCACCCAACCAAAACCACAACGUGAAUUUGCAACGGGAGGAAAAAAAGAACCAGAACUUCCAAGGCCCUGCUUUUUUUUUUUUUUUUUAAGUACUUUAAAAAGGAAAAUUUGUAUUUUUUAUUUACAUUUCAUAUUUCUGUACAUAUUGUUGGGUUCGCCAUUUUUAAUGAUCUUGGGAUGACCAAACUAGCCUUUGGAUCAUUCUCUGUCCUUUUUUUUUCUUUUUCUUUCUGUCCUACUUCUGACUUUACUUGUGGUGUGAAAAAAACCUUGUAAAAAAAAGCAACAACAAAAACAGUCUUAUUCCGAGCAUUCCAGUAACUUUUUGUGUAUCUUCUUAGCUGCACUCUAAGUAGUUGGUUUAUAUGAGAUGGUUAAAAAGGUUUCUUCCCCCCUUUUUUUUGUCUAUGAAGUUGCUAUUUUUUUUGGCCUGUUUUGAUGUAUGUGUGAAACAAUGUUGUCCAACAAUAAAUGGCAAUUUUAUUUUGCUGAGUUGUUCUAACAACAAAAAUCAACCAAUGAAUGCAAAAAUAAGCGGUAAAACAAAUUGAUGUUUCUCUAAAUCAAUAAAAGAUUUUAAAAAGAGGGUAAUCUAUAUACUUGUUUCCUUGAGAAAAAUAUUAGAAAAAUUGUUUAAAACUUUGAUUUUUCAUUAGUGGUCAGGUUAGAACAAUAUUACUCUAAGGAUGUAUACAUUUUUUCUAUUUGUCAUGCUUAUGUAGGUUUUAAAAGAAUAUCAGACAGAAUUAAGACAAAAUUCCUAGCAGGUCUGGAGGGGCACGGUGGAAGGAAAAAAGGGCACAUAUGUAAUAUUUUCAACAAUAAAGAUAAAUUAAAAAUAAAGAAAAGACUUAAAAUACCUAAAAAUUAUUUAUCUAAAAUCAGGGUGGUUUUUUUUUAGUUUAUUUGAAGUUCACCUGAAACAGCCAUUAAAACUUUGUCAAGCGUGAGCUUGUAGGAAAUCUUUUAAUUCUUUGACUCUUUUAGAUUUUAUGGGUUAAGAAAAUUUCUUCUUGGGUAAAAUGAAAGUGAAUUAGUGAAAAAUGAAGUGGUGUAUUUGGCUUUUAAAUUUUGAUUUCUCCAGUCCUUCCAGAAGAGGGCGCUUGAUGUUUACAGUGAAAUU